UCGAGGUCUUAGUAAGAUUUGGCAUGGAAUCGAGGUAGUUAUAUACUGAGCUGCCUGAGGCGCUGGGGUGCAAAUCAGACAAACACGGGCGCGGAACAACCCACAGCUGUCCAGAAGACCGCUUGGCUCCCUGAAGAGUGACAACAAACCACCAAGGGAGGACUCAACAGUACAUCGGCCUCCUUCCCAGACAAAAUGCGCGUCGCGGCUCUAGUGCUAGGCCUUCUGGCCACUGCAGUUUCAUCUGUUUCUGCAACUGCUCUGACCUACAAACUUGAGGCCAACGAGAAGGCGUGCUUCUAUGCCCAGGUCGAGCAGCAGAACGCCAAGGUGGCUUUCUACUUCGCGGUUCAAUCCGGCGGUUCAUUCGAUGUCGACUACUCCGUUACUGGACCCAACGAAAAGGCGAUCUUGGACGGCAUAAAGGAGAGGCAGGGAGAUUUCGUCUUCACCGCUCAGGUCCCCGGAGAAUACCGAUUCUGCUUCAACAAUGAGAUGUCCACGUUUGCGGAGAAGCUGGUCGAUUUCGAGAUUGCGGUUGAGAAUGAGGAACGUGCCCAGCUGCCCUCCAAGCAGGGGGCCAGCCCCGAGCAGGCAUCCGCCCUUGAGGAGUCUAUCUUCAAGCUCUCCGCCCAGCUGUCCACCAUUUCCCGCAACCAGAAGUACUUCCGGACCCGUGAAAACAGAAACUUCAGCACCGUGCGGAGUACGGAACGACGUAUCUUUAACUUCAGUAUCAUUGAAAGUCUCAUGAUGGUCUCAAUGGCGGCGCUGCAGGUCUUUAUUGUGCGGUUCUUCUUCCAGGGAGCGCGGAAAGGCUACGUGUGAUGAUUAUACGUUGUAAUGCUAUUUUGGCCCUUCUCCUGUAUUACUCUAGUCUCUGACCAUUAUCUACGAAAUUUCUCUUCAUAAAAUGAACGCCAAGG
Messenger RNA from Paecilomyces variotii, 926 nucleotides. RefSeq names its product emp24/gp25L/p24 family/GOLD-domain-containing protein. NCBI's taxonomy places the organism in Eukaryota, Fungi, Ascomycota, Eurotiomycetes, Eurotiales, Thermoascaceae. Bases 196 to 828 code for a protein of 210 amino acids. Gene Ontology annotation, biological process: intracellular protein transport; Golgi organization; protein retention in ER lumen. The record is from RefSeq and is a predicted model, not a curated record. The transcript has 4 exons. Gene Ontology annotation, cellular component: endoplasmic reticulum; COPII-coated ER to Golgi transport vesicle; Golgi apparatus.